Messenger RNA from Gymnogyps californianus (California condor), 939 nucleotides. Its product is annotated as olfactory receptor 5AS1-like. Gene Ontology annotation, molecular function: odorant binding; G protein-coupled receptor activity; olfactory receptor activity. Lineage: Eukaryota; Metazoa; Chordata; Aves; Accipitriformes; Cathartidae. Gene Ontology annotation, cellular component: membrane. The transcript has a single exon. The coding region runs from base 1 to 939 and encodes 312 amino acids. The record is from RefSeq and is a predicted model, not a curated record. Gene Ontology annotation, biological process: G protein-coupled receptor signaling pathway; sensory perception of smell.
AUGCCUGCAGAAAACUGCACCGCACUGACCGAGUUCAUUCUCUUGGGUUUCACCGACCGUCUGGAGGUGGAGAUACCUUUGUUUGGGCUCUUCCUACUCGUCUACGCCACCACUUUGGUGGGGAAUGCUGGCCUCAUUGUGCUCAUCCAGCUCAAUGCCUGCCUUCAUACCCCCAUGUACUAUUUCCUAAGCAAUUUAUCUUUCUUAGACCUUAGCUGUUCAUCUGCCAUUGCUCCCAAGAUGCUGGUGAAUCUGUUAGGACAGUGGAAAACCAUUUCUUUAAUCGGCUGUGCAACACAGAUGUUUCUCUUUGCUGCCUUCGCUGAUGCCGAGUGCCUCAUUUUGGCUGCGAUGGCCUAUGACCGCUACGUGGCCAUAUGUCACCCUCUUCUCUACACCAUUGCCAUGUCCCGCAGGGUCUGCACCUCCAUGGUAGCCGGGGCUUAUCUCAGCGGGUGUCUGACCUCGCUGGUGCACACGUCUUUCACGUUCACAUUGUCGUUCUGUGGCUCCAACACGAUCAACCAUUUCUUCUGUGAUAUUCCCCCACUGCUGGAGCUCUCCUGCUCCGAUACACGCAUCAACGAGAUCCUCCUCUUUGCCCUGUGCGGCUUUAUACAAGCCAGCACCUUCCUGACCAUCGCCGUCUCCUACGCCUGCAUCCUCAGCACCAUCCUCCGGAUCCACGUGGCAGAUAGCAGACACAAAGCCUUCUACACCUGCACCUCCCAUCUGACGGCCGUCGGGUUAUUCUACGGCGCCCUCCUCUUCACAUAUUUACGGCCCAGCUCCAGCUACUCGCUGGACACGGACAAAGUGGUCUCUGCAUUUUAUACUGUUGCCUUUCCCAUGCUGAACCCCCUGAUUUAUAGCCUGAGGAACAAAGACGUGAAGGUUGCCCUAAGGAGAACAGUAGAGAGAAGAGUGUUUUCUCAGUGA